Dujonia railenensis is the source of this 2886-nucleotide messenger RNA. The record is from the annotation of a GenBank genome assembly. NCBI's taxonomy places the organism in Eukaryota, Fungi, Ascomycota, Pichiomycetes, Serinales, Debaryomycetaceae.
AUGGCCGUCAAAGAUGACUUGAAGGAGGAUACCAAAUCCAAACAAGCCAAAACAAAGCAACCCAAGGAAGAAGAACUCUCGGAAGAAGACCAGCAUUUAAAGGAUGAAUUGGAAAUGCUUGUGGAGAGAUUGAACGAGUCGGAUCAUGACACAGAAUUCUACGAUCAAUGCUUGAAGACUUUGAAAGAUUUCAUCAAGGACUCUACCACAUCGAUGACUGCAGUUCCAAAGCCAUUGAAAUUUUUAAGACCACAGUACCCUGUGUUGACUGAGAUUUAUGACAAAUGGACCAAGAACUCCAAUCACUCGGAUGUUGUCAUCAAGUUGGCUGAUAUCUUGUCUGUAUUGGCUAUGACUUACUCUGACGAUGGUAAGAAGGAAUCCUUGAAGUAUAGAUUGCUUUCAUCAGAAAUUGAUGAUACCAUCGCUGACUGGGGUCAUGAAUAUAUGAGGCAUCUUGCUUUGGAGAUCGGUGAAACUUACCAAGAAAAGUUGGGAGUUGACGAAGAUUUAAUCCAUCAAUUAGUCCAGUUAUCCUUGAAGAUUGCACCUUUCUUCUUAAAGCACAACGCUGAAGCCGAUGCAGUAGAUUUGUUGUUGGAAAUCGAGUGCAUUGACAAGUUACCUGAAUUUGUCGACGAAAACACUUACGCUAGAGUCUGCCUUUACAUGGUUAGUUGUGUCCCACUCCUUGCUCCACCUGACGACUCAUCCUUCUUAAAUACCGCUUAUUCAAUUUACUUGUCCCACAAUAAAUUAACUCAGGCCUUGACUUUGGCCAUGAAGUUGGACGAUCCACAGCUCAUCAAGCAAGUGUUUGAAGUCACUGAUGACGAAUUGAUUCACAAACAACUAGGCUUCAUUUUAAGUCAACAGAUGCCAAGCUUCAAAUACCCUGGUGACAACGAAGAAGUUCAAAACACCAUCUCUAAUAUCAAAUUGCACGAGUACUUUGCGUACUUAGUCAAAGAAUUAAAUCUCUUGGAUCCUAAAGUUCCGGAAGAUAUCUAUAAGUCUCACUUGGAAAAUGCUAAGUUUGGUAUUGGUACUUCUGGAUCUAUCGACUCUGCAAAGCAGAACUUGGCUGCUGCAUUUGUCAACUCAUUCCUUAACUUGGGUUACGGUGUUGACAAGUUGAUCCAAACAGAAGAAGACAACAAGUCUUGGAUUUACAAAACCAAAGGUAACGGUAUGAUUUCAACUACUGCCUCCUUGGGUUCAAUCCACCAAUGGAAUAUCAACGACGGUUUGCAGGUAUUGGAUAAAUAUACUUACUCUUCGGAAGACGAAGUCAAGGCUGGUGCUCUCUUGGGUACUGGUAUUGUAUCUGCUAACGUUCACGAUGAAAUUGAGGCUGCCUUAGCUUUGCUUCAAGAGUAUGUCAACGAUCCUAAGAAGAUCUUGCAAACGUCCGCAAUUAAUGGAUUGGGUAUUGCUUUUGCAGGCUCAUCUAACGAAGAAGUUUUGGGCUUGUUAUUGCCAUUAGUAAGUGAUUUGGAUAUAUCUAUCGAAGUAUCAUCCUUGGCUGCAUUGGCAUUGGGUCAUGUUUUCGUUGGUACAUGCCAUGGAGACAUCACAUCAACCAUUUUACAGACCUUAUUGGAAAGAGACUUCACCCAAUUGACCAACAAGUUUGUAAGAUUCUUGUCUUUAGGUUUAGGUUUGUUGUACAUGGGUAAGACCGAACAAGUAGAAGACGUCUUAGAGACUAUUGAUGCUAUUGAACACCCAAUCAGUAAGACCUUGAAAGUCUUGGUUAAUAUUUGUGCUUAUGCUGGUACUGGAAAUGUAUUACAAAUUCAAAGUUUGUUGCAAAUGUGUACUGCCAAGCCAAAGGAUGACAGUGAAGAAGAAAAGAAACUAGCUGAAAGCGAAGAAGACGCAGCCGUCGCCGCUGCCGCUGCUGAAGGCGCCGCUGAAGGUAGUUCUACUGAUGCUGCUGCUCCUGAUGCUACAGAAACUGCAGAUGCAAAUGAUGUUGAAAUGAAAGAUUCCGAAGACAAAGAAGAGACCAAAAAGGAAGCCGAAGACAAGAAGGAUGCAUCUGCAACCACGGACGAAGAAGAAGAAGAAUUAUAUCAAGGUUUUGCCGUCUUGGGUCUUGCUUGUAUUGCUAUGGGAGAAGAAAUUGGACAAGAUAUGUCAUUGCGUCAUUUCUCACACUUGAUGCAUUACGGUAACCCAUUGAUCCGUAGAGCUGUUCCUUUAGCUAUGGGACUUGUUUCCUCUUCCAAUCCACAAAUGAAGGUGUUUGAUACAUUAUCACGUCAUUCGCAUGACCCAGAUUUGGAGGUUGCACAGAAUGCUAUAUAUGCUAUGGGUCUCGUUGGUGCUGGUACAAAUAAUGCAAGAUUAGCACAAUUAUUGAGACAAUUGGCAUCUUACUACAUCAAAUCGACUGAUACAUUGUUUAUGGUCAGAAUUGCACAAGGUAUUUUACACUUGGGUAAGGGAACAUUGUCAUUGAAUCCAUUCAAUAGUGAAAGAACCAUCUUAUCAAAGGUUUCAUUGGCUUCGUUGUUAACCAUAUCAGUUGCAUUAUUGGACCCUAAAUUCUUCAUUUUAAGUGAUUCCAACACUGCAACCAGUCAUCAAUUAUUGUACUACUUGACCCCAGCUAUAAAACCAAGAAUGUUAAUAACAGUUGACGAAUCAUUAAACCCAAUUAAGGUGAAUGUCAGGGUUGGGCAGGCUGUUGAUGUGGUGGGACAAGCAGGUAAGCCUAAGACCAUCACUGGUUGGGUAACUCAAUCCACACCAGUUUUGUUAAACUACGGAGAAAGGGCAGAAUUAGAAAACACCGAAGAAUGGAUCAGUUUGAGCAAUGCCUUGGAAGGAAUUGUAAUCUUGAAGAAGAACCCAGAGUAUAUGGAGGUUGAUAACUAG